Molecule: messenger RNA, 1285 nt
Organism: Mytilus trossulus (common blue mussel)
Lineage: Eukaryota; Metazoa; Mollusca; Bivalvia; Mytilida; Mytilidae
Exons: 7
Coding region: 506-1285 (259 amino acids)
Source: RefSeq, a predicted model, not a curated record
UGAAAAUGAAAAGUGAAAGUAGUGUCAAUAAUGCAUGAAGUAUCCUAUGUUUACUGUAGAAACCAUGGGAGUGGUAAUGUGACAAAAUACAUCAGAGGAAGAACUUUUAUGUAUAUGUGUGAACAAAGGAUCGUUCCAAAAACAAAAGUCUGCUAAUUCAACAAGAACGUCUAGUGAAAAAAGAGAGUAGUUAAACAUGGAUGAGGAUGAAUCGUAUGAAGAAAACUCCAUCGAAGAUCUAAUUCACGAACGAGAUGCAAAUGAGGUAAAUCAAGAUUUAACAGAGGAAGAAGAGGAUUCUUGUUAUGGACGGAAACAAGAACUUCUUCAUGACUGCAAGCGUUUAACCGAAAGUGCCAAAAAGCCAUUGAACGUUGCUGUCAUUGGACCACCAUGAUGUGGUAAAUCGUCAUUCCUUAAUACUCUGUUUGCUAGUCUAAACAGCGAUCGCUGGUACGAAUAUGCUAAAAGUGGUAAAUUCGGAAACCAUGAAGGUGUCAAGGGUAUGCAAGUUACAAGACGUCUGAGAAGCUUCACAAAAGAAGAAUACUAUAGACAGAACGAACAAUGUAUGUUACCUACAUUUAUAGAUAUGACAGGAUUUGAAGAUGAUGAUUCAGUGAUAACUGAAGAACUCUUAUAUCUUGUCUUCUGUGGGAAAGUUAAAGAAAAGGAGGCGUUAAAUGACAUGGAGACAUACGGAAGAUUGAAUGGAAUUGCAGCAAUGAAAGCGAUGUAUAGAACUAGAUUAUUUUCAUACAGACCAAUAGAUAGGAUCAUCAUUGUGUGUUCGUCAAAUCCAGAUUCUGCUUUGCCUACUGCACUAUUAAAAACAGUGGUUAAUGUUGCCAAUAAAUUAGACGUAACAUUUUAUGGAGUAAUGACACAUGCUGAUGUAUGUAGAGAAAAAUAUGGUGACAGAGUACAAGAAAGGGAGAAACUGUUAAGAGAAUACCUUGGUUUACCUGGAAAUAGAUUGGCAAAUGUAAUUAAUUACUGCUCAUCUGUGGAUCCUGAUCGAUCAUUUGAGGAUACUCUAUUACCAGCUGUCGAUGUACCCGUUCUGAGGCUUUUGAGACAGAUAUUGACACCGGAACCCAAUGAUUCAGUUAUGCACUUUGAAGAUUGGUUCAACAUGCUGAAAGCCGUUUUCUCUACUACCAAGUCUUUGUUUUACUACGGAAUUCGCUCUUUUGUCGCCGUAGACAAUGCAAAUGAGGUAAAUCAUGAUUUAACAGAAGAAGAAGGAUUCUUGUUAUGGACGGAAACAAGAACUUCUUCAUGA